UUAACAACUCAAAACCAGCGUACUUAUUAACCAAAAUAGAUUGAAAACCAAAUACUGAAGAAACCAAACCAAAUAGAAAAAUAUAAAACAGUAUAAAGGAGGAAACAUAAUAGAAAAAUGAUGGGGGAGAGCAGAAAAGGCAAACAGAAAAUUGCAGACAGAGCGUGUAGCAAGAGCCAGGCUUUUAUUCCAUUCCUUAAUUAACCCAUAUGCAUCUUUACAAUACCUGCCAUGUAUUUAUAUUCACCUAUGAAACAAUGAAUCUGCUACUUCUACUCUUUAUUGGGCGUUCUUGUUUUCGAGAUCUAGUAUCGAUAAUCGUUCUGGGAUUUCUUGGUCCCUGAGAAAAUCUCCGGCCCGGAAGUGUUUUUAACUGUCCGGUGGAAUUUCACCCCCUACCCACCUCGCAAAGUUUCUUCCUUUUCUGUUUUCCAUUAUCUAAUUUCACAAUUUUUUUUUUUUGGGAAGAAAUUUAGUGUCUUUGAAAAACCCACAUGCAACAGUCUCUAGAACCCCGGGAAUCUGGAGUGUCCUUCCAAACUAUCAAUUAAACCGCUUCUACAUGACCCAAGAAUCAGUUUCAAAAUUGUCAUGGUUGGAUUGACUGACCUAGUUUGUUCAAUUGGACUCCAGCAGACCGGUUUGUUCAGUUUGAAUCCAGAAGACACGAUUGUGUUAAGUGUUUAAGUUCACUCUUUACCAUCCAUUUGGCACAAACCCUUUUGUUUUCAUCUCCUGGGUUUUGCUAUAAAACCCACCUCAAGUUUCUUCAGUUCCUCACAUUCACUCAAAGCACUCUGUUUUCAUUGCUCUGUUUUCUGUACUCUGCUCUUGCUCUGCUUCUAAGAACUUUCCUUUCCUUGUUUUACCAAAAUGGCCAAAUUUCUGAGCAUUUUCACAAUGAGGAACUUGCUUGUGCUGUCUCUGGCGCUCAAUCUAAGCUUGAUUAUGAGGGUUUUUUUCGAUGGUGAGAAACAGGGCUUCUUCUUCUCCGUGGAGCAGAGAGGUCGAUCAAUGGCCGAAGACAAGGAAGCUCACGCAACCCAGAGGACGCUUCAGUCAGUUUCUUCUUCGUCUGGCCAAGAAGGCAUGGAAAAAGUCAUUAACCUGGACCACGGUGACCCGACUAUGUAUGAAAAAUACUGGAUGAUGAUGGGUGAGAGAACCACAGUUGUGAUUCCUGGGUGGCACUCCAUGAGCUAUUUCUCAGAUGUUAAAAACCUCUGCUGGUUUUUGGAGCCCGAGUUUGCCAAGCAGGUUUUCAGAUUACACAGAGCUGUGGGCAAUGCCGUCACUGAAGGCUGUCACAUUGUGGUUGGGACAGGUUCAUCUCAGCUCAUUUUAGCUGCGCUUUUCGCUCUUUCUCCGAAAGAUGGAUCUGAGCCCAUGAGUGUGGUAUCUACAGCCCCAUACUACUCGUCUUACCCUGUAAUGAGUAACCACCUCAAGUCGGGCCUGUACGUCUGGGCUGGAGAUGCCCGAAGCUUCAACAAAGAAGGCCCAUACAUUGAGUUGGUCACCUCUCCAAACAACCCUGAUGGUUUUGUCAGGCACUCUAUGGUGAAUCGAACUGGAGGCAUAUUGGUGCAUGAUUUGGCUUACUACUGGCCACAAUAUACCCCCAUUUCCUCACCUGCAGAUCAUGAUCUGACAUUGUUCACCGUCUCAAAAGCCACUGGUCAUGCCGGGACGCGCAUUGGGUGGGCUCUAGUGAAAGAUGCAGAAGUGGCCAAGAAAAUGGUCAAGUUCAUAGAGCUCAACACCAUUGGCGUCUCCAGGGAUUCACAGCUUCGAGCUGCCAAGAUCUUGGAAGUCAUGACCAACACCACCGAAAUUGGCAGCUCGGAUUCAGGGGAAUCCUUCUUUGAGAUAAGCUACCACCUCAUGGCAGAGAGGUGGCGGCUGCUUCAAGCGGCGGUGAACAAUAGCAGUAUGUUUAGUCUGCCUGACUUUGCACCAGGGUUCUGCCACUUCCUUCAACAGCAGACGCAGCCUCAACCUGCUUUCGCAUGGCUCAAAUGUGAAGAUGAUGCCGUGGAGGAUUGCGAAAGCUUCCUGAAAGGGCACAAGAUUUUGACGCGAGGAGGAAGAAGUUUUGGGGUUAGCCCAAAGUAUGUCCGCAUAAGCAUGCUGGAUAGGGACAUUAACUUCAGUUUGUUUCUGAAGAGAUUAUCCAUAAUCCAGUCAUGACAUCAUGACUGCGGGCUGCUUUUCUUCCUCAAUCUUGUGCCCAAUAUGGAAGAGUUUGCGCUGGUGUGAGAGGACACUGAGGAAGGAGAAGGGGAUCAAUUGGUUUAUAUGUAGAAUAGUAAUAGUAGAAAGUGAUGCAAUUUGUAUCCAUCUAUUUGAACAUAUGGUUUUUCUGAAUGAAAUAGAGGGGUCCAAAUUCAACCA
Molecule: messenger RNA, 2394 nt
Organism: Rosa rugosa (rugosa rose)
Lineage: Eukaryota; Viridiplantae; Streptophyta; Magnoliopsida; Rosales; Rosaceae
Product: tryptophan aminotransferase-related protein 2-like
Exons: 5
Coding region: 874-2190 (438 amino acids)
Biological process (GO): amino acid metabolic process
Molecular function (GO): carbon-sulfur lyase activity; transaminase activity
Source: RefSeq, a predicted model, not a curated record